UGUGUAUAGCAGUGUCUGAUAUUCUGUCGCUGAGGACUGUGUGUGUGUGUGUGUGUUAACUCUGAGAAGCCCAAUGACGCUGUAAAUUUUUGCUCAUCCAGGAACAGGAGUCCUCCAGCAGCAUCCCGUAAGCAGGACAGAUGAGCAGUAUGUCAGCCCAUCCCAGCAGCUGAGCUUCACUGUGGGAUACGCAACUUAAAUAGAGAUUGAAGAUGUCCUCCACUCCGCUGGCCGAGGCAGAAGAGGAUGUGUUUGAUCUGACGGAGGCGGUUCCUGAGACCGAACGGCUUGACAGCAGCCUACAGAAAGCCAAAGCACAACUGUCAAUCAAAACCAGGAGACAUCGGCCUUCCCGAACCCGCCUAAGGGACAGUGUGAGCUCCAUAGAUGGAGAUGACGGCAUUGACAGAAUGAGUUAUGGCUCUUCCCCGGUCCACCCAUCCUUCCACUGUUCCUCCCCCUCCUCCGACCUGCUCCUGUCCUCCCCUUCCUCACGGAGAGACCAAGCUUUCACCUUUGAGCCCUGCACUGUGGUUGGAGAACGGGAGGUACAAGAUGAAAAAAGGAGCUACAGACACCUCCUGAAUACCUCCUCCCAAGAGACCCUGCCACUCAGCCCAUUGAAAUCCCCCUCCAGAUCCUGCGCCCAUUCAGAGACAUCUUCUCCAGCCCAUCUUUGCCAAACAGACCGCCUCAAGUCUCGUGAAGGAAGCCAACCUCUACUACACUAUGGAGAAUACUCACAGAGUGAAGAUGACAGUCAUGAUACAGGCCCAGAUGAACCGGAUAGUCCAACAGUGCUGCUGGACAAAAAAACAAGGAGACGGUUUCUUGAUCUGGGGGUCACUUUACGUCGCACAUAUGGAAAGGUCAGAAAAGACAGAUCAAACAGACUAUCAGCAGGAAAUCGGGAUUCGGAAAGAACUGAGAACCGGUCCUCCCGUUCAUCCGGCCCACCGUUUGUGCCUUUCUCUUGGUUCAGUGAGAGAUUAAGAGGCUCUGGCUCCCCCAAGAACAUUCAGUCCCCAUCAAAGCCUUUCACACAGGGCUCUAGCACUGAUGAGGACUUUGAUUCUUCAGUGGGUUUACUGGAAGACUGCAGACCCUGCAAGACUGAGUCAUCACAACCUUAUCAGACCCUCCCUGAGCAUUCAGAUGGGAAUGAUUGUGACAGCAUUCGGGGCACAGAUUUCAGUUUUAAAAAGAAGGUGCUAUCUGCAGCUGGUAAAGAUAGGACAGAGAGACAAAAUGGCGUUCAUGGAAAACGGGACAGCGGGAAAAAUGGACACAGUGAAGAUGGACAAAAAUUACUGACCACUUGAUGGCAUUUCAGAAAGACUGAAUAUACAAUAUGCUGCAGGUGCCAUUAUUACUGUCUAAUGUUGCA
Messenger RNA from Danio aesculapii, 1387 nucleotides. It is a transcript of the gene samd14, whose product is annotated as sterile alpha motif domain containing 14. Gene Ontology annotation, molecular function: actin filament binding. The record is from RefSeq and is a predicted model, not a curated record. NCBI's taxonomy places the organism in Eukaryota, Metazoa, Chordata, Actinopteri, Cypriniformes, Danionidae. The transcript is spliced from 9 exons. Gene Ontology annotation, cellular component: cytoplasm; dendrite; actin cytoskeleton. Gene Ontology annotation, biological process: actin filament organization; calcium-mediated signaling; neuron projection development. The coding region runs from base 213 to 1322 and encodes 369 amino acids.